AUGGGGCCCCUGGGGGGUUCACUUUUGGGGUUUUGGGUGGCGCUUGCUGCUGCUGCAGUCCUCCCUUCAGAUGUUUGCACAUUGCAGCAGCAGCAGCAGCAGCAGCAGCAGCAGUUGCCUUCUUUCCCCUCCUUUCUGUCCCCAACUGCCCCCCUCUGCAGAGGGGGCCCCUCUCCCCCCCUGGGGGGCCCCUGGGGCCCCUUAAAGUGGUCUUGGGGGCCCCCAAGCGGGGGCCCCCCAACGCAGCAGCUCCUUUGGAAGAGCCCGCUGGGGGCCCCCCCCGCGAGGGCCCCUUCAGGGGCCCCGGCUGGGGGCCCCUCAGGAGAGGGGGCCCCCGGGGGCCCCCACAGGGGGCCCCCAGGAGGGAUGCCAGGGGGGCCCCCAGGGGCCCCCCGGCCCGCUCUGCGCCCCUGGGACAAUCUUGAGAUAUUUCCUUUAGAAGAAGGGGCCCCAGAGUUGGGGGCCCCUGCUGCUGCAGUGCAGGGGGCUGGGGGGCCCCUCCGGGGGGCCCCUGUACCCUUUGGGGGCCCCCCUAGGGCGCCCACAGCUCGGCUGCCUCGCGGAGAGUUCCGGCCGAAGCAAAGUUUGGGUCAGAACUUUUUGGCAGACUCCAACAUCUGUCGGCGAAUAGUAAAGGCAUUUAAAGCUGCUGUUGCUGCAGCAGACCUGCGCGAGCAGCAGCAGCAGCAGCAGCAGCAGCAGCAGCAGCAGCAGCAGCAGCAAGGAGGGCGCCGCAGCAGCAGAGUGGUCGAGGUGGGCCCCGGGACGGGGGCCCUCACCCGUUUGCUGUACCCUCUUUUCCCUGACAUGCUUGCUGUGGAAAUAGACCCCAGGGCCAUUUCCCUCCUCAGCCAAAGGCUUCCGGGCCUCCAGAUGCUGCACGAGGAUGUCUUGCAGGUCAACUGGCCGUAUCUCGCGCACCACAUGAAUCGUCUGCGCAUUGUUGGCAAUCUUCCCUUUUACCUCACGAGCCAAAUGGGGCCUUCUCUGCUGCAGCUGCUCUUUUGCCUGCUGGACUGCCGCCAAUAUAUCGACUUAGCUGUAGUGACACUCCAAAAGGAGGUGGCCGAGGUGGAGUCUGCUGUGGUGCGCGUUGAGUUCCGCCACGAAAGCGACGAAGAAAUUCUUGGGGGAGUUUGUGCAAGAGACCUCAAGAAGGUCCUGUUUGCUGCUUUUGGACAGCGACGAAAGAUGCUGAGACAAAGCCUGAAGCCCAUUCUUCCCCCAGGGGCCCCCGUACCCCCACAGUUCGCUAGCCUGAGGCCCCAGGCCCUGAGUCCCCCCCAAUUCCUGCAGCUGACUGCUGCAAUAUUUGGGGCCCGGGGGGCCCCCGGGGCCCCCUGCAAGGCUCCCUUGGGGGCCCCCCGAGGGGGGCCCCUGGGGGGGCCCCCCGAGGGGGCCCCCCAGGGGCCCCCUCUGGAGCCCCCUGAGGGCCCCUCCCAAGGGCCCCUCCAGGGGCCCCCUCAGGAGCCCCCACAGGGGGCCUUCCAGGAUCCCCCCCAGGGGCUCCCCAGGGGGGCCCCCCAAGGGGGCCCCCAGGGGCCCCCCCAGGGGGGCCCCCAGGGGGGCCCCCAGGUCAGCCAGCUGGGCACAGGGCCCAUACCAAAGGUCCCCGUUGUGUGGCGGAAGAAGAAGCAUGGAGACUAUUAG
This is a messenger RNA of Eimeria necatrix, 1650 nucleotides long. RefSeq names its product Signal peptide-containing protein, related. The coding region runs from base 1 to 1650 and encodes 549 amino acids. The record is from RefSeq and is a predicted model, not a curated record. Gene Ontology annotation, cellular component: mitochondrial matrix. NCBI's taxonomy places the organism in Eukaryota, Apicomplexa, Conoidasida, Eucoccidiorida, Eimeriidae. Gene Ontology annotation, biological process: rRNA methylation. The transcript has 8 exons. Gene Ontology annotation, molecular function: rRNA (adenine-N6,N6-)-dimethyltransferase activity.